AUGACCUCGCGCCGACAGGUCAACCUCGGCCCCUUUCGAAACAACCAUCUCGAAGAAGACAAGCCUAGCCCUCGUCGAAAGCCGCUGGUCUUGGGUCGACUUCUUUCAAGGCCGUGUUGGAUCCAAAACCCGGCCAGACUGGGCGAUCGUGGCCCAUCGCAAGUAGUUGGGAGGAAGAAAGAUGCUCAGCACAUCAAAGCACUCAGCUACAACCGACACAUUACGUCAAGAGCGCCGUGUAUCGCGGCUAUAACCCGCCGCCAGGGCCCAAACCAAGGUCAAGAGGUAUCCACCCAGCCGAUCAUCAACGGCAUGCCUCCUGCCAUCUGA
Molecule: messenger RNA, 330 nt
Organism: Diaporthe amygdali
Lineage: Eukaryota; Fungi; Ascomycota; Sordariomycetes; Diaporthales; Diaporthaceae
Exons: 1
Coding region: 1-330 (109 amino acids)
Source: RefSeq, a predicted model, not a curated record